CUGAUGUGGAGUUCACUCUCAAAAAUCAUGGAGUUACUCUCACCAUCUCUGAAUGGAAGGAUGCUAGUGAUGUUGAACCCAGUUAUCAAUUGGACGAGGUUUGGGUUCAUGUGAGGGGAGUACCUCACGCUUGGAGGCAUUAUUUGGGUUUUUGGGCCCUAGGAUCGGUAAUCGGCGCCACUCUUGAUGUAGACAUGUACACCUAUAGAAAGAUGGGCGUCAUCAGACUGCUUGUUGGUGUGAUGAGCAGAGAUCCACUACCCCUGACCACCGAUAUUGUUUUUGACAAGAAGGGAUACGAGAUCACCUAUUCUAUAGAGGAUAAGAACUUCAUUCCUGCAUCUCCGGUGAUUUUUAGGGAGGAGUCUCGUAAUGAUGGUGGGGGUGGUAUGGACAAGGUUUCUGAACAAGAGGAUAAAAGUCCAGAACAUGCUUUCAAAAAGCAUAAAUUAGAUGGGAAGGGGGGUGGUGCUGGUUCUAUGGCAGGGGGUUUUGGUGAUGGAGAAGAUUCUCCAAUGCUUGGGGCUGCUGCCAUUUCACCCUUGGAGAAGGCUAAUGAACCUGUGCCUGCUGUGAUGAAGGGUUUUCCUUUGCUCAACUUGUCUGCCCUGCAUUCUGUACGUCCCUCUUUGAUUGGCCGAACUGGGGCAGAUCUGAAGCUGCAUAAGAAUGGAAUGUCAUCUGCUGCUGGGUUUCUUUCUGGUGGCAAAAGGAGCUCUGUUGUUGGGUCAUAUGAUACUAAUGGCUGCAACUUAAUGCUACAGAGUAUUCUUGAUGAGCAGAUAGUGAGUAACAUGAAAGGGGCUGACCCGACUGGUGUGAUUAACUCUGUACACACGACCAGGAUUGUGCCUGACGCAAGCAGUUGGUCCAAGGUACAUGCUUUCCUCCCUCCCUCGCUUGAAUUUGGUCCUACUAUGCGUACUGAAUUUUAUCAGCAGGCUGCACGACAGGAGCAUAGAAUGCAGAAUAUUUACUCACAACUUUCUGCUGGAGUAUUUUCUUGUGGCAAAAGGAAUAUUGUUGUUGGGUCAGAUAGCACUAAUGGCUGCAACUUUUUGCUACAGAAUAUUCCUGAUGAGCAGUUAGUAAGUAACAAGAAGGGGGUUGGUCCGUCUGUUGUGCUUACUUCGGCACACACGGCCAUGAAUAUGCCAGCGGCAUGUUGCUGGUCCAUGCCUGCAUUCCAGGGACAGAGGAGUUUUGCAUUUGAAAGGGAGGGCCAGCCGAUGGAUGAUGUAAGGAAGAUUGAACGCAGUUUGCAUAUUGGGGCGGGGCAAGUAAAAUUGCCCAUCCCACCGGAGAAGAAACUGAUGCCUCCGGGGAAAGAUGAGGAUUCUACUUUGAAGGCUAUGAAGAGGGCUUCUCGUCGCAAUCUUGAUGGCGAUUUGAGUGGAUUCAAGCCGGCUGGUCAAGCGCUACGCACGGUGUCCACUUCAUCUCUUCCGAUUGGGCCGUUUCAGUCAGGUUAUCCAUUUGGCGUCACAGAAGCUAUCAAGUUGGGCCAUCCUUCAGCGAGAGGAGCUGCGACCGUUGGUUGUGGAGGGUUCGCGACUCUUGGUGCGAACGGCCACGGUCUUUUUUUCCCGGGUGCAUGGGUGGCGAUCUAGUCUUCGGAUUGACUGUCGCUAGACUGGGAAAAUUGCUGCGUUUAUGUUUGUUUGUUUUUUUUAGUUUGGCUAUGUGCAUUAGGCAGAGGCCGGAAGUUUGUGUACCAAGACUAUGUAUCCUCUUGAUGUAUCGCUCUUGGUAUCCUUUAAUAUAAAGCUUCCUUUAUCGAAAAAAA
This is a messenger RNA of Zea mays, 1786 nucleotides long. RefSeq lists its product as uncharacterized. The record is from RefSeq and is a predicted model, not a curated record. NCBI's taxonomy places the organism in Eukaryota, Viridiplantae, Streptophyta, Magnoliopsida, Poales, Poaceae. The transcript has 4 exons. Bases 195 to 1610 code for a protein of 471 amino acids.